CUUUUCCUCUUUCACUUGCCCACAACCACAACCCUUGUGGACUGUUCUGCAGUUUUUUCAUGUUUCUCACACACCCUAUCAAUCAAGUAUCAACUUCUGCAAUAACACCAAAUUCAAAUUCAGUCCAUAAGUAAAUUGAAGAAAUGGGAGGCUGCAAAGUUUGUAUAAAGAAAAACAGAACAGAUUGGCUUAAUACCCUUUUGCUUAGCAAAUUCUUCGGUUCCUGUGGUGUUCAUCAUGACCUUCGCAAAAAUGAGAAGAAUGUCUUCUGCAUAGAUUGCAGUAUCCGCCUCUGUAGGCACUGUAUGACAGCUCAUUGCCUCCACACAAAGCUUCAGAUCUGCAAAUACGUCUACCAUGAUGUGGUUCGCCUUCAAGAAAUUCAGAAGCAUCUUGACUGUUCUAAAAUUCAGACAUAUAAAAUCAAUGGCGAGAAAGCUGUGCAUCUAAAUCCUCGCCCCCUAGCCAAAGAUGCCAAGCCAUCAACAAAAGCAAAGUUUGGUGCUUCCUGUGAAGCUUGUGGGAGAUAUCUGCAGGACAUGCCAAAUCGUUACUGCUCCAUUGCCUGCAAGGCAUCUAUAGUCCCAGUGAAGCCUGAAGACCAAAGUCACAAAUUCAUCGCGGUUACUAUACCACAAUAUGGUGAUUUUUCAUUAAAAGGUAACUGCAAUUCCGAAACAAACAUGAGCGAAAUGGAAUCAUCGAUCUCGUUGGCUGAGUCGUCUGAGGAGAUGACUGCUUGGGUAUGUUCAGCAUUGAAGCCAAGAAAGCUUUUGCAUAAGAGGAAAGGCAUCCCUCACAGAGCUCCUCUCUGUUGAGAUGGGUAGACAAGAUGAGUGAUAUUUUUGCUUCCUUUCCCCUGUCAUAAAAGUUUUGGUUUAUAUCUAAGUAUCAAAACCAUAAAACCACAGCUAGUUAUUAUAUCUAGAUUGAAGAAAAUCCGUCUCAUAUCUCUGAUUGGGAUUUAGUUUGUACAGCAUAAGAGAGGUGGUAAUGCUGCAGAGCAUAUGGUUGAUAAUUGAGGGGUUUGUUGGGAUUUACCAUA
This is a messenger RNA of Prunus dulcis (almond), 1045 nucleotides long. RefSeq lists its product as uncharacterized. NCBI's taxonomy places the organism in Eukaryota, Viridiplantae, Streptophyta, Magnoliopsida, Rosales, Rosaceae. The record is from RefSeq and is a predicted model, not a curated record. Gene Ontology annotation, molecular function: zinc ion binding. Bases 144 to 818 code for a protein of 224 amino acids. The transcript is spliced from 4 exons.